This is a messenger RNA of Pseudo-nitzschia multistriata, 2019 nucleotides long. NCBI's taxonomy places the organism in Eukaryota, Bacillariophyta, Bacillariophyceae, Bacillariales, Bacillariaceae. The record is from the annotation of a GenBank genome assembly.
GGGAACAGAAGCGGCAAUUCAUCAUUUUCAUCGAGUCACAUCGGGAUCGACAAAAUCAGAUCGAAAAAGAAUUGGAACAAUCAUCUCAAUUCCCAAUUCCGCUACCAACGAACCUUUGGUCCCAUACUAUCUCUUCUUAUUUUUCCCAAACUUCUCCCAAUCAACCCAAUCUCCUAGCCAGCCAGAGAAAACACGGCUGGACUCUACUCCGAACAACACUUGACAAUCGGAGAUCACAGCCACAGCAACAAAAUCAAAUCAAUCGUAUCAACCGAAAUACACCUCAUUAAUACUGUGUACGAAUAGUGUACUCCAGUCUCUCACCAUGAAUUACUUUGUCCGAAACGAGAACCGUGUUUCCCGGAACAGCCACCACCGCACCCGGAAAUCGAGGAACUCCCCGCAGACCCACUCGGGGAAGAGCGAUCGUCCCCGGAGGGCCCUCGAUCAAAUCAAGAGCAGUUACGUCCUCAAGGAAAUGAUGGGGGAAGGGUCUUUCGGAACCGUCCGCAAGCUUCGAUCCCGCCAACGCUUCCGCGAAGCGGGGCUCUGGUCCUUCUUCCGACCGCAUUCCGUCCUCGCCUGCAAGACGAUCCCACGCUCGACGCUCGACGACGAGAAGCUGCUGAAGGAAGAAUGCUCCAACCUCGAGUCCGUCCGGGGCCAUCCCCACCUGCUCGAAUUCGAGCGAACCUUCGAGGACAGCGAGGAGGUCCACAUCCUCACCGAGCUGCUCGAGGGUGGCGAGCUGUACGAGGCCAUCCUAGAGAUGAAGCGACAGAGGAGCUCCUUUCGCAACGCCGACGCCGCCUGGAUGGUCCGAAACAUCCUCGACGGCCUAUCUUACUGCCACGACGUGACGGGGAUCGUCCACCGGGACCUCAAGGCCUCCAAUUUCAUGUUCAAGCGAAACCCAAACAUCACCGCCAAGAACCGAAAGGGCACCAGCGAGAGUCUCCGGGGCAUCAAGAUCAUCGACUACGGCCUGUCCACGACGAUCGAUCCGGAAACGGGCAGGGUCGAGGGCUGCCUGGGGACGCCCUACUACGUGGCACCCGAGGUUCUCACGCAAGACUCCUACGAUGCCAGGUGCGACGUCUGGUCGGCAGGGGUCAUUGCCUAUCUCAUACUAUCCAAGACCCUGCCCUACCAGGGCCGGGACGAGAAGGAGACGGUCCACAUUCUCAUGGAGGCCGAGAAAUACCCUCCCUGCUAUACCGAUCACAACUGGAAGGGCGUCGAACCCUCGGCGAUUGCCUUUUGCAAAUGGCUGCUCUCCGUGGAUCCGGAGCAGCGCCCCACGGCCCGAGAGGCCAUGGCACACCCGUGGCUGGUCCGGCACUGCGGAACCCCGCCCCCGCAGCGGGCCCGGAUCAACCCGGACCACAGCAUUUUUCUGGACCAAGACGAACAGCAAGAGCAUCACAUCGAGGGAAUUUCGGAGCUUCUUUCCUCUGCCAGCACGGAUUCCUUCGAUUCGGUGCAGCGCACCAGCAGCAGCUACAGCCAGGACCACGAGCAUCAUCCACAACAGGCGCGAUCGCAUUCUUCGCCUUCCUCUCUGAGCGCUCCCCACAAGACCGGGACCGCUCUGAGCAUGGAGCCCAUCCCCGAAACGUCUGGCACGCCCAAGACGCAGAAGAUCAGGAAGGACGGCGCCCUCCGAAAAUGGUGGUCCAGGCACCAGCAUUGUGUUCCCCGGACGCAAAAGCAAGCCUCCACGACUCCCGCUGAUACUGCUACUACCGCUGCCAAGUCCGCUUCGUCCACGGCGGUGAAUUCGCGAAUCGUUCGAAUCCGGCAAAAGACCCAGGACACCCUGGUCAUGAACGAAUCGGUCGAUUCCUUGCACUAACUGGAAGAAAGAGUUCUUGGUGUGUCUCACAGUGGAAGGCAUUGUGCAACGCAGCAUAAUGCGCAAGCACCAACACGAAUAAGUCCAGCACGCCGCUACGUGCCUUAGAAAAUGUACCAUUAGAUUUAAUGUCCAUUGCCUCAAACUAAACAUCCUUUCACUAG